GUCCGCGACAAGCGUCCGUCGUCGUUACACGCAUGCGCGAUCUCCUCCCAUUGGCCGAUUUGAAUUUCGGAUUCGAACGUUCUAACCGACCGGCCAAUCGCGUUCGAUCGUUUGAUUUCUUUUCGUGUCCACUUUUUGCGUAUAAGUUUUGUUCCGUUAUUGUGACCUGUGGUUGUGACAUUAGAAGACAGUGUGUAUUAAAAGAAGCUGAUUGUUUUACACCAGAAGGUCGGAUGUUUUCUCACGUUUUCUGAUGUAAAUAAACAACGCGCAAGAAAAACAGGCCACCCGAGCGGAUUAUUGACCCAGUCACGAACGGUCACCGGAACCAUUAUGCCUUAUACAUCCAACAGUAUCUGAGCGGACCUGACCAGCAUUGCGAACGGGAAGCACCGUUAAUUAUGCCAAUUUAUUAGCAAGCACAAUGAUGGAAGAAGUAACGCCUCGUCCCAGUGUCGAAUACAUCCCUCCUUUACCCCCAAAGGUGAAGCAAAGAGGAUCGACCACUUAUACACAAAUAACAAGUGACGACGCCAGUAUGAACACAAACGGGUUCACCGCCACCGACGUCCGGAUGGACUCGCUAAGUUCGAUGCACUCACUCGUCCUUAAUUCUAAGACACCAUCUGCAACGGUAUUCGUUGCGGCGACCCAGUCAGACCGACCCGCGAGUACGCCUAGCACGGACGCUCUCAACGGCCCACACGUGGUCACUAUCAGAAUAAACACAGACGCAGAUAAACCGAAAGCGCCAAAAAUAUCAAGUGUUCAUCUCAAAAGUGACGUCGACUUCGAAAGUUUCAAGAUUAACGACGUGUGCAAGAAAAACAACAGCUUAGUCAGAUUAAAUGUUGAAGAAAACAGACCGAAAAUACUAGAAAACGAAGAUCUUCUGAAAACAGAUAAAGCGCCAUACAUAUAUUGCAAUUCUUUCAACUCAAUGACCAAUAUGGUUAUGUCAAGCGGGCAAUGUUCCCCUAGUGACACACUGGACUCGGGAACCUGCAGCGACCUUGACGGCACUCCUCCACCUUUACCCAAAAAGAAAACCUCAAAAAGUAGUUCAAUAAAGAAAGCUGUAUCUGUAACGUUAAUCAGCUCGAGAAACGGGAGCAACCAAAGCGAAGUAGAUUUUGAAGACAAUGACUCGAAUAUAUCAUGCGAUUCUCUGAAUAGUAGUGAGCUGAACGUAAGCGUGCACGCCGAUGAAAGUCAUAGCGAAUAUAGUAAAAAAGAAAAGAAACAGAGUGCGGAAUCACCCGACGCGCCGGAGACGGUAGCCAAAGCGAACAAUAAAGACAGUAGCUUUCUACCGCAGGGUCUGCUGCAAGACAUAAGAGACCGUUCAGCGAAACUAAAUACGGUCGAAACUGAAAGCGAGGCGAAGCCCGAGCUGCACGAGGAAGCGAACCAGAAUAUUAAUGAGGAUGCUAAUAUUUCAAAAGAAAGCGCACAGCUCACAUCGUUCCGUCUAGUUUCUCAGUAUAAUAGCGAGUGCAAGAACACGACGGAGUCGCUGCCCGCGACCUUGUGCUCCAAAACGCCGCUGAUUAGCGAGAGCACUUACGAGGAACGAAAGCAACAGGACAAGAUGAAACAAGAGCAACUGAUUUACAGCAGCCACUACUUUGAUACGGACAAAUAUUACGACUUCCAUCUAAACGAAAAACAAUUUGAUGAUGUGAAAAGUGUUAGUGUUGGUUCUAAAAGUGAGAGUGAAGUGUCUGAAUUGGAAUACUUUGCCGGUGUGAAGGAUUAUAAAAACGAGGAGAUGCCAUCGACGAUAAAAAGUUCUAAAGGAACAAUAAGGGGCGUGAAGAACCGCGUUCGGGCGGGCAUCGCGACGUUUUUGCAAAUACAGAACACGACAAAGAGUUACAAAGAAAAAGACGCUGGCAAGGUGGUAGUGUACACGACGACGAUGGGCAUCGUCAGGAGUACUUACCAACGAUGCGUUCUCGUGAAGAAGAUCCUGAGGAACUUACUGGUGAAGUACGAGGAACGGGAUGUCUUCAUGAGCACCGAGUACCAAGACGAGAUCAGGGACAGGAUGAAAAGCGACCAGAUCUUAGUCCCGCAGCUGUUCCUUGAUGGACAGCAUAUUGGGGAUGCAGACACGGUGGAAAAACUGAACGAGAGUGGAGAACUGAGGAAAAUGUUGAAACCUUAUAAGAGCCCCGAUGCCUGCAACACCUGCCAAAUGUGCGGCGGAUUCCGUCUGCUCCCCUGCCGUAUCUGCAACGGCUCCAAGAAGAGUCUCCACAGGAACCACUUCACGGCCGAGUUCGUUGCACUCAAGUGUAUGAAUUGUGAUGAAGUAGGCCUUGUAAGGUGCGAGGCCUGCUGCUAAGGGUGACACCUCUUCUCUUUGUGUUUAAGAACUUUAUAUAGAAUAGGCAUGGUGACUGAAAAAUUACGUGUCCAAUAUUUUUGGUAUUCCUAAAAUGCUAUCUUGUUUUUUAAACUGUCAUCACGCCUAUUCUUUUGUCGGCAUGUAAGUGUAAAAUGUUACGACGGCGAUUUUGUAUUGAAUAUACGCACAUUAUGAUUGUAAAUCAAUGUUGAAAUGUCGCAUGUAGUAGCUGUUUAGGUUCAGACCUAAAAAUAAAUGAAAAACAAAUGUUAUGAGAUUCAGUUAUAUUUUUGCUCAGGAAGUAAAAAUUGCUAUGUUUAUUUUUUAUGUAUUUUUUCGUCGUUUGGCUUUUAAAUACAAAGCAAUGACAGCUUCUAAAAAUAAACCUGUGUACGGCAAAACAGCCCAAGUUUCUUAUAUACGAAGUCUUUAAGGAUAUAACUUGGUGAACGAUUUCUUUAUUAUUUAAUUAAACUAAAGCGGAACCCUCACUAUCGUGCGCCUUGGCGUAAAUAAUAUGCGCUGCGCAUCUUUUGUUUUCAAACUAAAGUAUUUAGCUCCAUUUGCCACUUCUGCGAACCAGUAGUGGGUGAUCCGCUGAAGUAAAUGUUACAAAAUGUCAAUGAAAUUAUAAUAAAAUAAUGCUUUCUAGUAGGUAAUACUACUAUAUUUAUGAAUAAAAAAUACAUUCAGCUUAUUAUGAAAUUAAACCUUAUUGAUAAGACUUGUGGUAAUAAUUAUACUUACUCGUAUUUAAGAGACGAGAAAUUAAAGUGAUUUUUUACAAACAAAUUUUUAUCUAUUAGAUAAUUUUCUACCCUCCAACGGGCAUUUCUUUUAUUCAUAACUUUAGCUUAUUUAGAAAAAUAAUAUUAUUUCGCUAACAUUAAUACUGGUUGACCAAUUUGUAACUUCAUUUAUUUUUUGUAAAUAAUUAAUUGGUCAACUUAAGUAGUUCAUUAACAUAUAUUUUAGGUAUGUCUUCACGAUUUAAAUUUACAAGAUAUAAAUUAUUUUGUAUUUUACAUUCCAUUUUACAAAAGAGAUGUUCGUAAAAGCAAUAAUGAUGUAUUGUUCGGAUUUUCAUUCGUCUUAUAAAAAUAAAUGUAAUAAUCUAUGUACAACAUGAAACUUUCAACACAAUUAAUCGUGAAGAAAUAGUACUUAAGUAAUACCUGAAAAAAUAUUCAGAAAACAUAGGUACCGUAAGGUACGGAUAUAAAAUAAUAUGCCAUAAUUUAGCUGCAAUAUUUUAUUCUUUUUUAUACAAAUGUUUAUAGUUUUCUCUUAAACUAAGUGUAGUUUAACAUAAUGUUAAAAAUAUCGCAGUUUUUAACAAAUGUGAAGCAUGAAAAUUUAAAUUGUAUUUAUUUUUUAAAUGUGGAUAAUAUAGUGCUAAGUUAGUGAAGGUGUUUUAAGAUUCUCAAAGUUAUGGGAAUAAACUUUUGCAUGUUUA
Helicoverpa zea (corn earworm) is the source of this 3809-nucleotide messenger RNA. Its product is annotated as glutaredoxin domain-containing cysteine-rich protein CG31559-like. Lineage: Eukaryota; Metazoa; Arthropoda; Insecta; Lepidoptera; Noctuidae. The record is from RefSeq and is a predicted model, not a curated record. The transcript has 5 exons. Gene Ontology annotation, biological process: sensory perception of sound. Bases 425 to 2350 code for a protein of 641 amino acids.